Molecule: messenger RNA, 2136 nt
Organism: Nannizzia gypsea CBS 118893
Lineage: Eukaryota; Fungi; Ascomycota; Eurotiomycetes; Onygenales; Arthrodermataceae
Exons: 4
Coding region: 1-2136 (711 amino acids)
Source: RefSeq, a predicted model, not a curated record
AUGGGCUACUACACCUUCAGAUGGCCUCGACAGGCGCAGGAAGUCAUCGUCACCGGCAGCUUCGAUGGCUGGUCGAAGAGCAUCAGGCUCGACAGGCAGGACGACGACGGCUUCGCAAAGGAACUGCUCCUCCCAGAGACCGACGAGAGAAUCCUCUACAAGUUCGUUGUUGACGGGAACUGGCGUACUGACCCUGCUGCGCUGCAAGAAGAGAUAGACGACCACAACAACAUCAAUAGCGUCCUGCUUCCAGAGCGCAUCUCACCAACGUCUUCCACCGCCAAAAUGACAAACGGCGAUACCACCAACAAGGACACCCUCCAGACUGCCACAUUGUCGGGAGUCACACCCGAGUCGACGACUGCAGGACUUGCUGGUGCUGUUCCCAAGGAGCCUGAUGCUCACCAGGCUACCAUCUCCUCUGCAGCUCCAAUCUCCUCCACUGCCGACCUGGCGAAAGAUGUGCCCCUCGAGACAACACCAGGCACCUUUCCAGAGAGCCCCAUCAAUGAGGGAGAGUUCUCUGUCAGGCCGCUGCCGGGUUCUUCUAGUCUAGGCAACCCCGUCCACCUUGCUCCAGGUGAGAAGCUGCCAGAUUCAGCCAAGAAUGGCACCCCCAAGGGCAUGAACAGCAACGUAACUACCGAUAAGGAGAGCUACGAACAGGACGCCAGUGAUCCUAUCUCCGUUAGCCCUCUACCCGCUACUGGCACCGUUGGAAACCCUUCUGGCGAGAAAGUGUCAGAUUCGACCAACAAUGUCACCUCCAAGGACCUAGGCAGCAACGUAACCACCGACAAGGAGAGCUACGAAAAGGAUGCCAGUGAUCCUGCCAUGGCUGCCAUGGCCGCAGCGGCGGCAGCUGGAGGGAGCGAGGAGAAGAAGAAGCAGGUCGACAGUGGUGAUGACCAGCAACAGUUCUCCGUUAACCCUCUACCUGCUACUGGCACCGUUGGAAACCCGGUCAAGGUCGCACCGGGUGAACAGCUUCCGAAGUCGGGCGACGUCACCUCCAACACGAUUGGCUCAAAUGUUACCACCGAUAAAGAAAGCUAUGAGAAGGAUGCCAGUGAUCCAGCCAUGGCUGCCAUGGCUGCGGCUGCUGCAGGAGGAAGCGAGGAGAAGAAGCAGGUCGAGAGCCCUGAAGACCAGCAACAAUUCUCUGUUAGCCCGCUCCCUGCCACCGGAACCGUUGGAAACCCCUCAAGCUCAGACAAGGUUACUCCCAACACCCUUGGCUCAAACGUCACUACUGACAAGGAAAGCUACGAGAAGGAUGCUAGCGACCCCGCCAUGGCUGCCAUGGCAGCUGAGCAGCACAAGCACGACCAGAAGAACACCUACUCAGCCCUCCCAAUCGGCACUGAGCCCAAGGCUAAGUCUGUUGGCCCUAAUGACAACCCUGCCAUCUCCUCAGCCGCUCCCGUUGCCACCACCGCUGCCCUAGCCGGUACUGUACCCCUGGAAAGGCCAGCCGGCUCUUCCUUCAUGACUACUGCUGCUGGCCAGAAGUACGACCCCGAGGUGCCCGCCAAGGAGGUCCCGGACAUCGUCAAGGAGUCGAUGCACAAGGCUCACACCGAUCCCGAAGCCGCUUGUAUUCCCGAGAUGGUCAAGGAGAAGGAAGACCUCGAAAGAGAACUUCUCAAGGAAGUGCCACAAGCCACAGGUAGCGGCCAGCCUGCUCCCACCACAUCAGCCACUACUGCUUCCACCGCCCCAGCACCUACCACCACUGAUCCGGUUUCGAAGCAAGACACCCUCCAUCCAGGGACUGGAGCUGGAGCUGGAACUGGAGACAUCUCACCCAAAUCCCAUACACCGGAUGUCCCAGCUGGAGGUUCUAACAACGACGGCCCUAUCACCAAAGGAACCACCGCCUCCCAGGUCCCCGAUGCACCCAAGGAGACUCCACAAGUCACCACCGGCCCUGUUACAACCAACGUCCCUACAACCUCAGGUGUUCCUGAACGGAAAGCAGUUGAGCCUCAAACCACGGCCACCGCUACAGCAGGUGCCAGCAAAGGCGACUCUUCAGUCCAGAAUGGCACAGCAGCGCACACCGAGGAGCAUGACAGAAAGAAGAAGCACCGUCUCAGCGGCUUCUUGUAUAAGCUCAAGGAGAAGUUUACAUAG